Molecule: messenger RNA, 3042 nt
Organism: Sipha flava (yellow sugarcane aphid)
Lineage: Eukaryota; Metazoa; Arthropoda; Insecta; Hemiptera; Aphididae
Product: homeobox protein 5-like
Exons: 6
Coding region: 349-2964 (871 amino acids)
Biological process (GO): regulation of transcription by RNA polymerase II
Molecular function (GO): DNA binding; DNA-binding transcription factor activity, RNA polymerase II-specific
Source: RefSeq, a predicted model, not a curated record
CCGCCAGUGUCAUAAUCAGUGCGAAAUCAGCCGCCGUUGUUGUAUUAUCAUCCAUAACAAUUUAUAUUGUCGUUGAGAAUAACGAGAAAAAUAAUUUAAAUAAUUAAAACAAUAACAAUAAAAUCGUCUUGUGUAAUUAAUAACUAUGUGCUAAAAAGUUUACUGUUGGCAGAUGUGCGCAUAAUAGUUUUACGGUGGUGCGAAUGUGUGUUUAUUAUGUGACUGUAAGGACUAUUGGAUAUAUGUUUACAUAUAAUGGGUAUCACAUGGGUGAAAAAUAAAACUAUAAGUUUUCUGUAGAUAUAUAUUUCGUAACUACCGACUUUUGGUUUUUACAAAACGAAUUCCAUGGAGAAUACAACGUCUAAUGCAUAUACUGCUGGCAGUCGAUCUCCGAACAAGAACAGCGAAUUGAAGAAUUCGGAUAAUAUCGACGACUGUCAACUGCAACAGCAUCAAAGGAGGCAAAGAACGGCCGGUGGUAAUAAUAGUCGAUGGUGUACCAGCAGCGUGCGAUCUCGUACCUCGACAUCUUUUCUUAUACACAAUCUGCUUAUAUCCUGUGCCGACGACACUAGUGAUGGGCCUACGAAUACAUCUCCGCCGUCGCUACCAAUGGUCGAACAGGACAACGACAACGAAGAAACCAGCAGCAGUAGCAGUGAAAGCAGAAGUAGAAGUUGUAGCCCGCGAGAUAUGCCGUUAUCAUCUCCCGUAGUGAAUUCCAUAGACGGAAAUGAGGAUGUCAACGGGGUGUACAACAACGCAGGCAGCUACAGGAUCAAGAGACGUAAAUGUUCUAUUCCAUUCAGAAGAAGGACGACUAAGAAAAAAGACAGUAUAAGUACUAAUACGAGCGGUGACAGCGAUGACGAAAAAAUAGAAACCGAUAAAGAAUCACCGACGCCGGCGGUUACUGCGGCGGACGAGCCGCAAACGCAAUCAUCGGGCGCUCGACCACCUCCAAUCUCGAUGUACUUAUCUGCCGCGAUGAACCACCGGCACGUGCACCAGUCCGCGGCCCAGACGUCGACUCCUCCGACGGCCGUACCGACGUCGACCACGCCGGCGUCCUCGUUGAACUUCAGCGUGAACGCCAUACUCAGCGGCGGAGCAUGUUCCAACGGCCGGAGCAACAGCACCAGCAGCAACUGCAGCACCGGCAGCAUAGGCAGCAACGGGUCGAGUGGCACUGGGUACAACGGAGGUAAGAUCGUCGCCCACCAGCAGAACAUCUUCGACACCGGCCAACAACAGCACAACCAACACUUGGCUUCCGCUGCUUUCCUGAGGAUCACAGCGGCGGCCGCUGCCGCUUCCGCGUCGUCGUCGUCGUCGUCCGCGUCAGGUCCCAUGUUCUACCAUCAUCACCAUCUCGCUUCCGUCGCCGCCGCCGCAGCCGCCGCUCAUCACCAUCAUAGUCAUCACCACCAAAACCAUCAGUUGCAUCAAAACAGAGUGCACGGGGUCACCACGCCGUCUCCGCCGCCGCUGUCGCUGCCGUCUCGUCUGCAACCGGCCACGUCGAUCACUCCGCCUGCCACCGCUUCUUCCGCGGCGGCCUACCUGACGGACACCACGAGCACAGCUACCACGUCCUGCCGGCAACAGACCCCGCGAACAAUCGCCAAACCGAUCGCGCGCCGACCGGCCAAUGCCGCCGUGAACCCGAAUGCCACCAACGGGAAUCUCCACAACUCCACGCUGCUGGCGCUGGCGGCCGCCGCGGCCGCGGCCACUGCGAGCCCGUCGUCCAACCGACCGUCCAGCGACGGUGGCAGCGGCGGCGCGGGCAUCGCUAACGGUGCCGCCGUCGACGGAGGCAGCGGAGGCGGCGGUAGCGGCGGUCCUAUCGCGUGUAACUCUCCCGCUCUGGCGAACUCGGCCGCCGUUUCGUCUUCGUCCGCGACACCCGGACCAGGUCGAACCAACGGCGCCGGAACGCACAGAUUUCCUAUUGUACACCCGUUAUAUAACUACCGUCAUCACAUGGCUCACCAGCAUCCUCACUCUCAUCACGAAAUGCUCAUGAUGCAAUCCAGAUCAAACGGAGUCGGCGGAGUAUCCAACUCGAACGGUUCGACGUCUUCGUCAAUUGCCACGGUUCCACAGUCGCCUUUCUCAUCCGCGGCCGUUUGGCCUUACGGAACAGGGCCCAGCGCGAAUGGGGGUACGUCUGGAACUAUGGCCGGAACAUCACACCACCACAGGAUCGCGCCGCUGCACCAUCAUCAGCAUCACCCGUCAGCCACGACCAUGUUGCUGAUGAGCACCAACAACAACACGUUGAACGUGAUGAACGGUGUGGUGGUUGGUGGGAACAACAGGGGCAAACCGCGGAGGGGUAUGAUGCGACGGGCCGUGUUCUCUGACGCGCAACGGAAGGGCUUGGAACGUCGGUUUCAGGUGCAAAAGUACAUUAGCAAACCAGACAGAAAGCGACUGGCUGAUAAGUUGUCGUUGAAAGAUUCUCAGGUGAAAAUAUGGUUCCAAAACCGCCGAAUGAAGUGGCGAAACACAAAGGAACGGGAACUACUAGCGGCCGGCACUGGUUGUCGUGAACAAACUUUACCAACGAAAAACAACCCGAAUCCAGACUUGAGCGAUGUGACCACUACGUCGACUUCUAACAAUAACAACAAUAACAACAACAACAACAACAACAACAACAACAACAACAAUAGCAACAAUAACAACAAUAACAAUACGUCUUCUUCGACGAUGCAAAUGGGCGGAUGCACGCAGACCGCAGGAGCCGUGGUCGUGGCGUCGACACCUUCGAAUGUAGCUAGUCAACACGAAAAGAAGAACGUUACUAACUGCAAUAAUAGCAUGAAAAGCCACCAACAUUUGCUCCAGCAGAAACAGAUGCAGCAGAAAAAAAUCAACGUAGCUGUGGAUCAGAUGUUGCUGAACAGAGGUGGCGGCGGACCUUUGGUCGCUAGGCAACAGCAAGUGUUGUAGUAUUAUAGCAGUAUAAUAUAUUAUAUGAUAUUGUAAUUUUAUGAUUUUAUAUGUAUACGCACUCACUCUAUACAUAUA